Messenger RNA from Didymodactylos carnosus, 1278 nucleotides. The record is from the annotation of a GenBank genome assembly. NCBI's taxonomy places the organism in Eukaryota, Metazoa, Rotifera, Eurotatoria, Philodinida, Philodinidae.
AUGAAGCACGACGUUAUAUGCAAACAAGUCGGAGCCUCAUUACGAAGAAGUGUUUCAUUACUAUCCGAACCAGCAAUACAAGACACACUCAUCAAACUCAUCGAAAUCCAAGAUCCAUAUACGAAAACUGAUGUAUUAUCAUUCAUUUCACGGCUACAUAUUUCAAAUCCGCCCUCUCCAUUGAUUAAUUUACUACUCAUCCGACUGUGCGAUGAGAAUGAGGAUGCCAGAAUGACUGCAUGUGAAACCCUCAUGAAUCUGGACGAAAAGGCAGCAACCAAUCAUGUAAUCAACAAGUUGGUGACUGUUGCACUUGGAGAUGAGAAUAAGAAAGUCAGAAUGAGUGCAUGUGAAGCCCUCGGGAAGAUCGGUGAAAAAGCGGCAAAUAAUGACGUGAUCAACAGCUUGGUCACUGUUGCACUUGGAGACCAGGACCCGUAUGUUAAAUGGAGUGCAUAUCAAGCUCUAGAGAAGAUGGGUGAAAAAGCAGCAACCAAGGACGUGAUCAACAGCCUGGUGACUGUUGCACUAGGGGAUGGAACUGCUGUUGUCAGAAGGAGUGCAUGUCAAGCUCUCGAGAAGAUCGGCGAAAAAGCAGCAACCGACGAUGUGAUCAACAGGUUGGUGACUGUUGCACUUCGGGAUGGGGAUGAUACUGUCAGAAGGGGUGCAUGUGAAGCUCUCGAGAAGAUGGGUGAAAAAGCUGCAACCAAUGACUUGAUCAACAGGCUGGUGACCGCACUUGGGGACGAGAAUGAUGCUGUCAGCAUGAGCGCAUGUGAAGCUCUCGGUAAGAUGGGUGAAAAAACAGCAACCAAUGACGUGAUCAACAGUUUGAUGACUAUUACACUUAUGGAUGAGAAUGGUGGGGUUAGACGGAGUGCAUGUGAAGCGCUCGGGAAUCUCCACGAAAAAGUAGCAGCCAAUGACGUGAUCAACCGGCUGGUGACUGCACUCUGGGAUGAGAAUGAUGUUGUCAAAAGAAGUGCAUGUGAAGCUCUCGAGGCGAUGGGUAGAAAAGCAGCAGCCACUGAUGUGAUCAACAGUCUGAUGACUGUUGCGCUUGGGGAUGAGAAUGGUGGGAUCAGAUGGAGUGCAGUUAAAGCUCUCGGAAACAUGGGUGGAAAAGCAGCAACUAAUGACGUGAUCAACAGCUUGUUGACUGCAGUUGGGGAUGAAAAUGAUAAUGUGAGAUGCAGUGCAUGUGAAGCGCUCGGAAAUCUCCACGAAAAAGUAGCAACCAACGACGUGAUCAAGCGGCUGGUGACUGCACUCUAG